This is a messenger RNA of Chilo suppressalis (striped riceborer), 660 nucleotides long. NCBI's taxonomy places the organism in Eukaryota, Metazoa, Arthropoda, Insecta, Lepidoptera, Crambidae. The record is from the annotation of a GenBank genome assembly.
AUGGAGUCACGGAUAUUUGGUGGAAAACCAGUUGACACGAACAGGCAUAAAUAUUUAGUAAAAUUGUCUGUCCACAACAAGGAAACAUCUGGAGUAAGUUGCAGUGGUUCUAUCAUAAGUAGUCGUUGGAUUAUCACAGCUGCUCAUUGCAUUUUCCCAAACAAGCCAAUAAAAACUGACAUCACACAUUUCAGAGAUGGUAAUAGACAAGUUAUUGUUGAAAUUGAAAAAUAUUUCAAGCAUCCUGAUUAUAAUAACACUCGUAAUUAUGUUUUGACAAAUGAUGAAUCCAAAAACGAUGUCGCUUUACUCAAGACAAAAAAAGGAAUAGUCUUCGACGAUUACGUCAAACCGAUAAAACUUAUAGAUCGUACACCUGAAGAUAACAGUUUGGCUACAAUAAUUGGGUACGGCAUGUCAGAAACGAUCGAUUUCAAGCCUAGAGAAGCGAAGGUGCGAUUGUACCGUUGUGGAGAUAAAAAGAAUGUUUUAUGUUCUAAAAGUCCGAUAAGACCUGGACAAGGUGAUUCUGGUGGACCCGUUGUAGUUAGUGGACGUUUAGCUGGAAUAACGGCAAGCGGUUGUGAUCACUGUGAAAGUGCAUAUGUUAAUGUUGUAGAACAUUUAAAAUGGAUUCGCACUACCAUUACCAAUGGUUGA